GAAAAGAUUCGACUCAGUAAAGUGAUACACGAUUCGGACAUCGCUAGACGCUAACUCAAUCUGGAAACAGCUUGUUCAACGUUAUUCAGCGUUAUUAGUUAUGGAUGUGACCGGUUCUGAUAGUGAUUGGAGGAGUACAGCCUUUCGACAAAAAGUAGUGGCCCAAAUAGAAGAAGCCAUGAGAAAAGCAGGAACUGCUCACACAAAGUCCAGCACUGACAUGGAGAACCAUGUUUUUAUCAAGGCAAAGACCAGAGAGGAGUAUUUGUCUUUAGUUGCAAGACUGAUAAUUCAUUUUAGAGACAUUCAUAAAAAGUCACAAGGUGGGCCUGACCCUAUGAAUGCCCUGCAAAGUAUACCAGGAGUGGGUGGAGGUGGUCCUGGAGUUAUUGGCAUUGGACCGCGGCCCCCUGGUGCACAAAUGGGUGGGAUGGGGCCAAUGCAAAUGGGUCAACAUGCCAUGCAGGGAGGUCAGCAGGGUGCAGGUGCUGCCGGGCAGAUGCCGAUGAUGCAACAGCAGCAGUCCAUUCAAUUUCAGCAGUUUCAGUCGCAGCAACAGGCAGCCAUGCAGCCUCAGCAGCCAGCACCUAUGCAGCCGAAUGCCAUGCAGUUCCAACAGAUAAGGCAGCAGCAGCAGCAGCAGCAGCAGCAGAAUCAACAACAGCAGCAGGCCCAGAAUCAGCAGCAACAACAGAACCAGUUGCACCAAACAAGAAUCCAGCAGCAGCAGUUAGCACAAAUGCAGCAACUGCAACAACAGCAGCAACUGCAACAUCAGCAGCAACAGCAGCAACUGCAACAUCAGCAGCAACAGCAGCAACUGCAACAGCAUCAGCAGCAGCAACAACUGCAACAGCAUCAGCAGCAGCAACAACUGCAUCAACAACAGGUUCAAGCUCAAGCUCAGGCCCAAGCUCAGGCUCAGGCUCAAGCCCAGGCCCAAAUGCAGCAGCAACAGCAGCAGCAGCUUCAAGCCCAGGUCCAGGCUCAGGUCCAGGCUCAGGUCCAAGCCCAGGUCCAAGCACAAGGUCAAGCCCAGGUGCAGGCUCAAGGAGUGGCAGGUCAGAUGCCCUCUCAUUCGCAGCAGCAACAAGUCAUGGUGCCCCAGUCAUUAGCACAAAUGACUCCUGGACAACAUCAACCCAUCAGCUCACUCAGCCAACAACAGCAGCAACAUCUGAAGCUCCAUCAGGUAAUGCAGCAGGCGAGAGUAUUGCAGCAGCAGCAACAGCAACAACAACAGCAACAACAACAACAACAACUACAGCAGCAACAACAGCAGGCUCAGCAGCUCCAGCAAGCCGGCCAGCUCUCCACAGUCCCUGGCCAGAUGAUGCCCCGUCUUGGGAUGCAAAUUCCACCCCGGUUGCCCCGCGCCACCCCGAACUCUGCCAAUCCUCAAAACCCUGUUGCCAUUGGAGGACAGCAAAUGCCACAGGGUCAACAAAGGAUGUCAUCACCUUCCUCAGUUCAGGUGCAGACGCCCCAACCGAUGCCACCUCCCCACCACCCACAGCCAUCCCCCCAGCCUCCUUCCUCUCAGCCCAACUCUGUCAGCUCUGGUCCAACCCCUUCUCCUGGAGGUUUCCAACCCAGCCCCUCUCCUCAGCCAUCCCAGAGUCCUGCAUCUUCACGCACCCCUCAGAGUUACCCCCUCCAGGUACCUUCACCAGGACCUCUCAAUACACCAGGCAAUCCAAGCUCUGUAAUGAGCCCAGCAGGAGCCACACAAUCUGAGGACCAGCUUUACAUGGACAAACUGAAGCAGCUGUCAAAAUAUAUCGAGCCGCUGCGCAGAAUGAUUAACAAAAUAGACAAAAAUGAAGAUAGGAAGAAGGAUUUGAGCAAAAUGAAAAGUUUGCUCAACAUUUUGACUGACCCCAACACAAGAUGUCCACUUAAAACACUACAGAAGUGUGAAAUAGCAUUGGAGAAACUAAAGAAUGACAUGGCAGUGCCAACUCCUCCUCCUCCUCCAGUGCCCUCUACCAAAAAGCAGUACCUGUGCCAACCGCUUCUGGAUGCUGUCUUGGCCAACAUCCGCUCCCCGGUUUUCAACCAUUCACUCUACCGCACGUUUGAUCCUGCUAUGACAGCAAUUCAUGGACCCCCAAUCACGGGUCCCUCAAUUCCUUCCCGUAAACGGAAGCUGGAGGAUGAUGAGCGCCAGACCAUCCCUAACAUACUUCAAGGGGAGGUGGCUUGUCUUCAUUCUAAAUUCCUGGUCAAUCUGGACCCGUCCUUUUGCAGCAACAAUGGAACGGUGCAUCUCGUAUGUAAACUAGAUGAUAAAAAUCUUCCCAGUGUUCCCCCUCUUCAGCUGAGCAUUCCAGCGGACUACCCCGAUCAGAGCCCCCACUGGGAAGAUGACGGUCAGCAGUAUGAGGCCAACCCCUUCUUGCAGAGUGUGCAUAAGAACAUGACCUCUAAACUCCUUCAGCUUCCUGACAAGCACUCAGUGACUGCGCUGCUGAACACCUGGGCUCAAAGCGUGAGGCAGGCUUGCCUUUCAGCUGCUUAGUAUGUAUUCCCAUCGGCACUAUCAGCCCAGUAUAAUCUCUAUGGAAUGAUGGCAAUAUAUUAAUACUUUCUUUGUCUUUUUUUUUUUAUUUACCUGAAUUAUAAUCAAUUUUGUUUAGUUCCGUACACUAAGGCCUUAACUGUUUGUGCAUUGCUUCAUUAAUAAAGACAUUUAAACUGC
Carassius carassius (crucian carp) is the source of this 2701-nucleotide messenger RNA. RefSeq names its product mediator of RNA polymerase II transcription subunit 15-like. The record is from RefSeq and is a predicted model, not a curated record. Gene Ontology annotation, biological process: regulation of transcription by RNA polymerase II. Lineage: Eukaryota; Metazoa; Chordata; Actinopteri; Cypriniformes; Cyprinidae. Gene Ontology annotation, molecular function: transcription coregulator activity. The coding region runs from base 101 to 2521 and encodes 806 amino acids. Gene Ontology annotation, cellular component: mediator complex. The transcript has 18 exons.